Ornithorhynchus anatinus (platypus) is the source of this 1449-nucleotide messenger RNA. It is a transcript of the gene CD300LF, whose product is annotated as CD300 molecule like family member f. Gene Ontology annotation, cellular component: plasma membrane. The transcript has 7 exons. Bases 142 to 1047 code for a protein of 301 amino acids. NCBI's taxonomy places the organism in Eukaryota, Metazoa, Chordata, Mammalia, Monotremata, Ornithorhynchidae. The record is from RefSeq and is a predicted model, not a curated record. Gene Ontology annotation, molecular function: transmembrane signaling receptor activity.
AGUGGAAGGAACAGAGUCAAAAGGAGAGGGCACCCACAAGGAUCAGAGAGAGGAAGCAGCAGAAAGAGAGGCUGGAGUCAUUCUGCUGCGGGCUUGGCUGCAUUUCCCCAAUGAAGCUGAGGUGUUCAGGGAAAAAGGACCAUGAAGCUCCAGGUGGCUCUGCUUCUUCUCUGGUUCCUGUGCUGUAUCCCUGAGAGGUCGGCCAAGGACCUGAGAGGCUCCGGAACAGUGACUGGCCUGGUUGGGGGCUCCCUGACUGUCUGGUGCCGGUACCAGGAGGGAUGGGAGUCAUCUGAAAAAUACUGGUGUAGAGGAAAAGUCUGGGAAUCCUGCACCAUCAUCAUCAGCACCUCAAAGUCCGGGGGGGAGAGGAGGAACGGCCGAGUGUCCAUCAAAGACAACCACCAGGGACACAUAUUCACGGUGACCAUGGAUCGCCUCCAGGAAGGGGAUGCAGGCAUAUAUUGGUGUGGAAUGAAGAGUAUAUGGCUGGACCCCAAACAUCUAGUCAAUGUGACCAUUUCCCCAGGAAGAGUGAUGACCACACACAUCACCCAGAUGACAUCGGGCACACAUGACUCCCUGACUGGGUUCGAUCUCUCCAGGCUAGAAGUCCUGCUUCCCCUGGUGUUUGUGGUUCUCCUGGCUGUGUUGUUGGGGGUCUCCCUCUUGGCAUGGGGAAUGGUGCGGAGGCAGAGGAAGGUCACAGGAAGGUCUGCAACAACCCUGAAGCUGCAGGGCCUGAAGCCUUCUAACAGUGCCCUGAGCCACACGGAUCUGCUGACCGACCAGAGAACGCCCACCACCCCCAUUGCAGACCCCUACGGGGACAAGGUGACUUCGGCUCUGCCUUCUCUGCUCCCCAGUGCCUGUGAGGAAAUGGAAUACGUUACCAUGGUUUCAUUCAGGAGAGAAGAUGUUCCCGGUGCCCCAGGGUCCACCUCAGACCAGGCCCCGAUCUAUGGCAAUGUGGGGCCCCUCACUCACUUUGCCCACCCUAGGAACGCUGCUGGGGAAGCAGAGUACACCUUUGUACGGAAGGGCUAGGCUGCCCAGGAGUGGUGGCCUUUUCCUCUCCCAGACGUGUCCCCUUGUCCCCACCCCCAUUGCCUUUCUGCCUCCUCCCUGCUGGCUUGGGAACAGAGGCUCCUAACAAUACAAUGCAAGCCCCCAGUCUGAGCCAUGCUCCCUCUCUCCAUCCCGGGUUCCCAGCACCCACAGAAAGAGGCCCCAGGGCCACGUGGCCUGGUGGAUAGGCCCAGGACCAGAGGGCAUGGGACCCAAGUUCAAGGCCUAGCUCUGCCUCUAGACUGCUGGGUGACUUUGGGCAAGUCACUUAAUCUCUCUGGGGAUAAAAUCUCUAAACUCUCUCCGUCAGUCAAUCCAUUGUAUUUAUCGAGCACUUGCAAUGUGCAGAGCACUAUACUAAGUGGUUGGGAGAGUGCAAUA